Messenger RNA from Numida meleagris (helmeted guineafowl), 1738 nucleotides. RefSeq names its product adenosine monophosphate deaminase 2 (gene AMPD2). Lineage: Eukaryota; Metazoa; Chordata; Aves; Galliformes; Numididae. Gene Ontology annotation, molecular function: AMP deaminase activity. Gene Ontology annotation, biological process: AMP metabolic process; IMP salvage. Gene Ontology annotation, cellular component: cytosol. The record is from RefSeq and is a predicted model, not a curated record.
GAUCCUCAAGGAGCAGCACGAGGACCGCGUGGACCACGUCCCCAAGGACCGCGAGGCGCUGCUGGAGCGCGAGUUCCAGCGCGUCACCAUCUCCGGGGAGGAGAAGUGUGGGGUGCCCUUCACCGACCUGCUGGACGCGGCCAAGAGCGUGGUGAAGGCGCUGUUCCUGCGCGAGAAGUACAUGGGGCUGUCCCUGCAGAGCUUCUGCAAGACCACAGCCCGCUUCCUGCAGGAGCUCUCCGAGAAGCCCCUGGAGACCCGCACCUACGAGGAGGUGCCCGAGACCCCCGUGGCUGCCGAUGCUGCCGUGCACCCCCCCUUUGCGGAGCAGCACCCCUACGAGAAGUGGGACCCCCAGAGCAUGCCGGCCGACCUGGGCUUUGGGUUGAAGAUGGUGGACGGCGUGGUGCACGUCUACACCAAGCAGGACCUCACCGACAAGAGCACGGAGCUGGACCUGCCCUACCCCGACCUGCAGGAGUUCAUCGCCGACAUGAAUUUCCUGAUGGCUUUGAUCAUCAACGGGCCCAUCAAAUCCUUCUGCUACCGCCGCCUGCAGUACCUGAGCUCCAAGUUCCAGAUGCACGUGCUGCUCAAUGAGAUGAAGGAGCUGGCGGCCCAGAAGAAGGUGCCCCACCGCGACUUCUACAACAUCCGCAAGGUGGACACUCACAUCCACGCCUCGUCGUGCAUGAACCAGAAGCACCUCCUGCGCUUCAUCAAGAGGGCCAUGAAGAAGCACCUGGACGAGAUCGUCCACGUGGAGAAAGGCAAGGAGCAGACGCUCAAGGAGGUCUUUGAGACCAUGAAUCUCACCGCCUACGACCUCAGCGUGGACACUCUGGACGUCCAUGCGGAUCGCAACACUUUCCACCGCUUCGACAAGUUCAACGCCAAGUACAACCCCAUUGGGGAGUCCAUCCUGCGGGAGAUCUUCAUCAAGACGGACAACCGCGUCUCGGGGAAGUACUUCGCCCACAUCAUCAAGGAGGUGAUGUCCGACCUGGAGGAGAGCAAGUACCAGAACGCCGAGCUGCGCCUCUCCAUCUACGGCCGCUCCCGCGACGAGUGGGACAAGCUGGCCUGCUGGGCCGUCAACCACCGCGUCCACUCCAACAACGUCCGCUGGCUGGUGCAGGUGCCCCGGCUCUUCGACGUCUACCGGACGAAGAAGCAGUUGGCCAACUUCCAGGAGAUGCUGGAGAACAUCUUCCUGCCCCUCUACGAGGCCACCAUCCACCCUGCCCAGCACCCCGAGCUGCACCUCUUCCUGGAGCACGUGGACGGCUUCGACAGCGUGGAUGACGAAUCCAAACCCGAGCAUCACAUCUUCAACCUGGACAGCCCUCUGCCGGGGAACUGGGUGGAGGAGGACAACCCGCCCUACUCCUACUACCUGUACUACAUGUACGCCAACAUGACGGUGCUCAACCACCUCCGGCGGAAGCGAGGGUUCCACACCUUCGUGCUGCGCCCACACUGCGGCGAGGCCGGCCCCAUCCAUCACCUCGUGUCGGGUUUCAUGGUGUCAGAGAACAUCUCGCAUGGCUUGCUGCUGCGCAAGGCCCCUGUGCUGCAGUACCUGUACUACCUGGCGCAGAUCGGCAUCGCCAUGUCCCCGCUGAGCAACAACAGCCUCUUCCUCAGCUACCACCGCAACCCCCUCCCCGAGUACCUCUCGCGGGGGCUCAUGGUCUCCCUCUCCACCGAUGACCCCCUCCAGUUCCACUUCACCAAG